Ostrea edulis (European flat oyster) is the source of this 4235-nucleotide messenger RNA. RefSeq names its product glutamate receptor ionotropic, NMDA 2B-like. Gene Ontology annotation, cellular component: postsynaptic membrane; plasma membrane. The coding region runs from base 560 to 3754 and encodes 1064 amino acids. Gene Ontology annotation, molecular function: NMDA glutamate receptor activity; transmitter-gated monoatomic ion channel activity involved in regulation of postsynaptic membrane potential. Gene Ontology annotation, biological process: monoatomic ion transport; modulation of chemical synaptic transmission; synaptic transmission, glutamatergic. NCBI's taxonomy places the organism in Eukaryota, Metazoa, Mollusca, Bivalvia, Ostreida, Ostreidae. The transcript has 18 exons. The record is from RefSeq and is a predicted model, not a curated record.
AACAACCAAGUGUUCGACGGUGAAGUUUAACUACGUAUUUGGUAAUAAUACGUCUGCGGCCGAGGAUUAAAUAUGUAUUCUGUUUUUAUGAUAUGAAUGGGGGUUUGAUCGCUUAUCAUUACAUAUCUGUUUUUAUGAUAUGAGAUGGGGUUUGAUCGCUUAUUUGAAUAGCAUAUUCUAGACCGAUAAAGUGCAUAUUAACAUCCGAUUUACAUUCCGCUUGGGAAGAAACCGUAAAAUAGAGAUAUUGCACUUAAGAUGUUUCGCCAGCGUAUGGACAUAGUGAUUAAUCUGUUUUUAUUAUGAAUCACAUUAGCCGUAUGGAUAUUGUAUACAAAUGGGCCUUACCUACCAGAGCUAAAUGAAAUCUGGAGUCGAGGGUCUAAUAAGAAGGUGCAUAUUCUAUCAUCAACCAUCACUAAUAGCUUCCAGGCGCUGGUGAGAGACGCACUUGCUCGCCUGAUGGGAUAUCAGUGUCGAAAAAGUCUUGACGGGUAUUCAUGGAUUGAAGAGAAGGCGGUAUACGAUAGUACAUUGGUGUGUUAAACGAUUAUAAAAGAUGGAGAAAUUUUCGGCGAAGAGUUUGGUUUUGAAAUGUGGAAUAAUUUAUGUUAUUGUCUUCGAGGCGUUGAUUCCGAUUGUGACUUGUCAAAGACCCCCCAAAGCAGAAAUAGACAUCAUAGUACCCAAACUAGAUAAAGUUGUGAAAUCAAUUGAUAAGAGAGAGUUUUAUAAAAUUAUAAGACCCAUCAGAAGGGACUAUUCGGCAUUUGCCAGGAUUAUAGAAUUGGACGACAGCAAUCCGGAUGAAAUUCUGAGAAUCUUCUGUGAUACAGUGUUUGAAAAACACACCAAUGCUUUGAUACAUUUAAGUGUCACCAAAAAGGGCCAAAAGUCUAAGGAUUACAUUCUAGGUCUGGCUACCAGUUUAGGAUUUCCGGUCCUGUCGUUUGACCCGAAUUACGUUGGGGCACUCGAGACGACUAAACUACAAGGCGGCGAGGAACGGACGAACCCACAAAACCGGAUGAUCCUUCAAUUGGCCCCCACCCUCUACCACCAGGCACAGGCCAUGCUCAAGUUCAUGAUGACCUUCAACUGGACACACUUCACGGUGGUAUCUACGACAGACGACAACAACUUUGACUUUAGAACGGCUCUAAGGACACUGGUGAAGAAGAACAAUGAUGUCAACAUUCUCAGCGGUCAGUUCAGAUUUAAAAUCAUGAAGGAGACCUUGUUUGAGUGCGUUGAGGAUGAAUCUGAUGACGUCAUGAUACAAAGAGCAGUUCAAUUCUUCAAAACACAAAUUCCCAAGGACAGCAGAAUCUUCUUAUUGCAUUCAGAAAACGCAAAAAAUCUGUUGGACGCUGCGAAAAAAGCCGGACUAACGUCAUACAAGUAUUUAUGGAUACUGACGUCACAGAGUAUCGGAAUUCCUACCAAAAGAACGUCGAGGUCCUUUCCACUGGGAACAAUAGGUGUGAGUGACGUAACUACAGACAGCAAAUAUGUUGACUCAGUGUACAAAAAGGCGGUUGAGAUAGGCGUAUCCACGUGGGUGGGGGCGCUUCAGAAACUAAAAAGACGAGUCCUACAACCGGACUUCACGUGCAACGAAUCCAUUCCCACCUCUUCGUGGAACGGGGGACGUGAAUUAUACACCCUGAUGAGAUCUCACGAGAACAGACGAAGCGGACAUAUGAUCAGCUUUGACGAAAACGGCCUCAGCAGAAACGUAGAACUGAACAUUCUUAAUGUCCAACCCAUGGGGAGGAACAAUGGAUGGGGAGAGAUUGGCCGUUGGUAUGCAGAUAAUAGGACUCUCAAACCGAAACUAGAGUUGCAUGGGAUCACGUGGCCGGGUGACCGAAAGUUACCUCCCCGGGGUAGACCUGAGAGGAGGUACUUCUCCAUAGCAACACUGGAGGAGGAACCUUAUGUUAUGUACACCAAGCGAAACGAGAGGGGGGCGUGUAACCCCCCAGCGGUGUCGUGUAAGAUAGGCUACAAUAGAACUUUACAUGGCGAUGAUCCGACUGUGGCUAACGGGACUAUUCAGUGGUGCUGUGCUGGUCUAAGUAUUGAUUUGCUCGAAAUAUUCAAAACCCGUCUGGAGUUUGAUUAUGACCUGUUCGAGGUUCCAGAUCGAACCUGUGGCGUCAAAGAUCAGAAGACGGGUAAAUGGAACGGUCUAAUCAAGAUUCUCCAAGAUGGCGGGGCUGACAUGGCUCUGACGUCACUGCAGAUUACACCCGGCAGAUCAGAGGCCGUAGAGUUCACGGUUCCAUAUCUGGAAACUGGAACGUCCAUCAUUGUAUCUCUGCGAAAUGACACUAUUUCAGCAUACGCCAUUUUAGAGCCGUAUGACUACGGAGCAUGGUGCCUUAUCCUUUUCAUCAGUGUGCAUUCCGUAGGGGCCUCCAUUUUUACCUUUGAGUGGCUGAGUCCCCGUGGGCUGGAUCAAGGCAGGACCCCAAUGCGAGAGCAUUCGUUUUCCCUGUUCCGCUCGUUUUGGUUGAUUUGGGCCAUGCUCUUUGGUGCUGCUGUAUCAGCUGACAAUCCACGUGGUGUGUCAGCCCGCUUCAUGGGAAACGUGUGGGCGCUGUUCGCUCUGGUAUUCCUUGCCAGCUACACAGCUAACCUGGCAGCUUUCAUGAUCACCAAAAAUACGUUCUACGACUUAGAAGGCAUCAAGGAUUGGCGGCUGAAUUCACCACUCACUCAUCAGCCUCCCUUUAAGUUUGGUACCGUGUUCAACAGCAGUACGGAGGAAAACCUGCGAGACAACCACCAAGCCAUGUACAAGUACAUGAAGGAGUUUAACACCCAGUCUGUGAGGGAGGCCAUUGAUUUGCUUCGAAUCGGUGAGAUUCAGGCUUUUAUUUAUGAUGCCACCCCUCUGCAAUACCAAGUAGGCAUUGAUAAGGACUGUAAGUUGAUGCUGGUUGGUAAACCAUACGCCAUGUCGGGUUAUGCCGUGGCCUUUCCUAAAGGGAAAUUGGAGGUCAAAGAGGAGAUGGACGAACUCAUUCUAGAACUACAAGAUGACGGUGAGCUUGAAAGACUCCGGAAGUACUGGUUGUCAGGUCCGUGUUAUUCCAAGCAGCGGAUUGGUCAAUCCAGUCAAAGGCUGCGCGAGCUGAAUUUCACCAGUGCUUUUAUCCUGUUAGCUUCUGGAAUAGUAUUGGGAGGGCUUCUUCUUGUACUUGAGCACCUGUACUUCCGAUUCGGUCGAAAAUAUUUGAAAAAGUACGAUAAAUGUGGAUGCUGUGCUUUGGUUAGUUUGAGCAUGGGAAAAUCGCUGACUUUUGAACAAACCAUAAUGGAAGCUAUAGACUUGAAAAAGAAACACAAGUGCAAAAAUCCUAUGUGUGAAACUCAGCUAUGGAAAGUUAGACACGAGUUGGAUUUAGCUUUAUUAAAAAUAGAAAAACUUACAAGAGAGUUGAGACGAGAAAGAAAUUUGAAUGCAUUACCUUCCAGUCGCAUUGAGACUAGCGAUUCCUCAGAACCAUUACCAAUUGGAUGGAAAGACACAGAAGAAAACAUGGAGUCACGUGACUCCCUUGACAAUUCACAGAGUGAAGUGGAAAACCUGAGACCAGAAAACAAUAUGAGACGUUCUCCUAGCUACACUCAGGCUGUUACGGCUGACCCCUCAGGUGACGACGAAGUCCAACAACCUCAAAGUUUAGACGUUAGAUAUAAAGACGGAAAAGUUUAUCAAAAAGUUGAUAGUGGUGAAGUUUGAAAAAUGUUUCUAAUAUGUCUAUUUUUCUAAUCAUGUGAUUCGGUGAGCCAGUUGUACAUUCUUAAAUUCUCAGAACCGUCCAAUUGUGCCAAACACCCGGAAACACCACUACGAGAUCCUCCCCAUAAAAAAAGCAACGACUCGAUCGCAACUUCAACACGUGUUUUGUGUAUUGCUAGCAUGACGGAUAUAACAUUAUUAAGUGCCUUAAAUAUAGCCAAAAGUUCCUGAAGGAAAAAAGUAUCAGCUUAGUUUACGUUUUCUUGAUUUAAUUGUUAGCAGCUGUAAUACCAAACCACUCUGUAGAACAGAUAAAGAAUGGAACAGUGGCAUUCCUAAUCGUUGCUGUAUUGAUAAAUUGAAUGGUGUUUUGAUAACCACUCAAUUCCAUGUACAGAAUGACUGCAAGAUGUAGCAAUUGUGAUUUAAUGAAACUAUGUAUAAAUGUGCAAUACAGGUGGAUGUGAACGGUUUCAAACAA